This is a messenger RNA of Pleuronectes platessa (European plaice), 2737 nucleotides long. It is a transcript of the gene cd28, whose product is annotated as CD28 molecule. The record is from RefSeq and is a predicted model, not a curated record. NCBI's taxonomy places the organism in Eukaryota, Metazoa, Chordata, Actinopteri, Pleuronectiformes, Pleuronectidae. The coding region runs from base 1693 to 2373 and encodes 226 amino acids. The transcript is spliced from 6 exons. Gene Ontology annotation, biological process: regulation of T cell proliferation; T cell receptor signaling pathway. Gene Ontology annotation, cellular component: external side of plasma membrane.
CUCACACAGUUCACGUGAGGCAGGAGUUAAACUUGUUUUGAAUUAAAUCCAGUUCACAGCUAAUUUCACAUCAAACUGUCGUGAGAUUCUUUCUAAUAAAAUGUUUUGUGAUGUGUGAACGACGUCUUGGUUUCCGCAGUGACAGAGCUUCUUGUUAUAUUUCAGCACUUUUUUGUGAACGCUGCACAAGAGUGAAACGACGAUGUCAGCACAAAGAAACCGCUGUUUUCCAGGUGAGUGCAGUUGUGACUGUAACUUCUGCAGCGAGACGGUUUCCAGGCAAAACACACAGAGAUGUGACGUCAGCACCGCACUGAAAAAUCUACGGUAAGUUAUUUUCCACAGUUUGCAGUUUAUCACUGGGCGUCAAAGAAACUCGUACGAGACAAAAACACAAAAAUAACUCUUUUAUUUCUAAAAUGAAUCAACUGAAUUACGUGACUAAGAUAAAUACUUAUCCGUCAUGUCAGAUUAAAACGUGAAAUUGACUUUUACUGCAUCAGCAAGUUUUAAAGUAGACUUUUAAAUGCAUUGUCAUUGCAACGCCUUUUCAGUGUAAAGUUCAGAACUGAUAUAAUCCACAUUUCUUUUGCUCUGGUUGUAAAUAAAGAAGUCGAUGUACAAAAAUAUCUAUACGAUGGUAAAUGGAGUGUUUAGUUAUAAUAUGGUGCAGAAAACUAACUUUACUCCUCUGAUCUGACUGCAGCUUGUAAAGCAGAGUGUGCAGGCUCAGUCUGCUACUCACAAACAUAUUGUUAUUAUUUUUACUAUUAUUUAGAAUAAAUGACCAAACCUCUGCGUUUUUAUUACAAUUCAUGUUUAUGUUUUCCUGUCAGGACCCUCUAGUGGAGGACAUCCGUUAGGACGCUUAUAGACAAACGACUAAUAUCUUACAAUAAAUUUGAUCUAUCUCCUUUGUAUCCAACCAUUUCAAACAUACUGUUUGUUUUGUUCUCUAGUUCUUUGGAGUGUUGUGUUUUUGUAUUUCUCAAACUGCUUCAGCAAACAGCCUCUGUGAAAGUUUAAAAUAUUAUUAUGUGAAGCAAAAAUGUAUUUCCUUCCUUUAUCAAGAGCUUGUUCUGUCAGAAAUGUAAUUUCUACCUAAUAUCUUCAGAAUAAAGUUUCUAUUGUGGGUCAGUCGUGGCUGCAGCUUAAUUCAGAACACACAGGACAAAAAAACACUUGAAAACACAUAAUUUAUCUUCAUAUUAAAUUAAAGACUUUAAUGUUCACAAUAACUUUAAUUUAAAUCUGUGGUUUGAGUUUCACAGCAAAUAUUUUCCACUGGAGUUAAAUGGUUUAAUAGAUUCUUGAAGCACAUUAACCUAAAAGACUUUAAAUCACAAAUCUCAUAAAACAGAAAAUCUUUCCACUGAGCGCAGCAGCAACAUCUGGAAAAGAAGAAGAACACGAAGUUUGGAUAAAUUCUGGAUUCAAUUAGAACAAAGAAAAUCUGGUGUGAAUGCUUGUUUUCCAUAAGAGAAGUUAUUUCUUUUAACACUUUAUUAAUUUCAUUCUUUGAAGAAAAAGACAAAUCAUCUGUUUCUGAGUUAAAACCAGUCGAAUAAAGAAAUUCAGAUUUCUGCGUCUCAUCUUUCCUGAACAACCACAGCCUGCGAUCAGCAAAACACCGUCAUGAUCAUUUCCUGUUCUGGCAAAGGCGACAGUUUCCAUCGAGCUGAACUAUAAAGAAUGUUCCUGACUCUGAUGGGAUGGACCCUGGUGACCCUCAGCCUCUGUCGGCCCGUUUGGACCGCGGCGAAGGUGACCCAGCCGUACAGAGUGACGAGCAUCAGCGGCACAGCUCAGGUCCAGUGCUUCAUCCAGCCCCAGCCCUUCUACCUGCAGCAGACCCAACCCUCCGACUACUCUGACCCUGAGGAGGUCCGUGUGACCCUGCUCAGAGGCCUCCACGGCUCCCAGGGCCUCUGCUCCACCACGCUCAACUUCCCCGAGCCCAGAGAGACAAGUGUGGAGGAGGUGGGGGAGGUGGGGGAGGUGCAGUGUUCUGCUGAGGUGACAGGGGGCGCCGUGCAGGUGACCGUGUCAGGACUGAAAGCCGCAGACACAGAUUUGUAUCGCUGUCAGAUCCAGGUCCUCUACCCUCCUCCAUACCGGCGGCUCAUUGGGAACGGGACCCUCAUCCAUGUCCCAGACAACUGUGACGCUCCCGUGCAGGAGAUGGUCCAGCAGAGCGAUGAAGAGGAGGGUGAGGAGGGUGAGGAGGAGAAGGAACCAGUCAGCGCCCCUGUGGUGGUCCUGGUGAUUCUGGUCAUGUUCGUCCUCAUCAUCAUCAUCUACCUACAGACUCUCCAGUGUGAACGAGGGAAGAAGGAGCUUGUUGUUCCUGCGCCGGCUGCUGGAAGCUGCUGAGGAGCCACAGCAGCAGCAGCUUUAGAGUUAAUGGAUUCAUGGUUAACGGAUGGAGGGAGCACCUCUGUUCUCAAUGAGGUUCCACAUGUGGACGUCGGUGCAGGAGUUAUUUCUUUAGCACCACUGUAAUGUUUACAUUGUUGUAAACUCGAACUAUAUUAAAGCGCCGCAGCUUUUUUUAUGUUUAAAAACAAAAUCACUCGAUUUAUUAUUUGGUAAAUGCUUCAGAUCAUUAAGGUGCAUUAUGGCCAUAAAGGUUAUUUGCCUGCAGUCUAUUCGUAACUACCUCAUGUCUGUGUAUUUUGCAAUUUUCAGCAAAUAUUCAUGUUGUGUAUUUACUUCAAGUAAAAUGUUUCAACUUUCA